CGACAACCGAAAAAAUGGCCUAUGAUCGAGGAAAUGCCGAACAGAGAAACCAGACCCAGAAAAUGAAUUGGACUGAUGAGCACAACAACAUGCUUUGCAGAGAAGUUCUUGUCGUAGAGCCUUACAAAUUUAAGAUUGGCUCACGGGAACGUGGUGCUUGUUGGGAAAAGGUGGCAAAUAAUUUAAAUGGUAUUGAACACCCUCUGUUCAUUGUUGAUAAGAGGGCUGUUCGAGACCAUGUUCUUAAAUUGAUAAGGGACUUUAAGAGAAAGAUGGCUGCAGAGGAGAAGGCAAGUGGGAUAACUAAGGAAAUGUCCGAGCUAGAUGAGGCUAUUGAGUCUAUAAUUGGGAGAAUGGAGGGAGCAGAGGAAGAAAUUUCACAAGCUGAUAAAAGUAGGUGUAAAGAGGUGGAGAGAGAGAGAGAAGCAGCAGAGAACAUUAGAAAGAGGGCAAUGGAAAGUAUUGGAGAAAGUAGGGAGAGGGAGACAUCUGAAGGUGGAUUUAAAAGGAAUAGAAUGGAAAGAAAAAUGGAUACAGCAGUUUAUUUGAAGGAAAGGCACGAUGAGGAAGUAAAUUUGAGGAAGGCGGAGGUAGAUCUACGAGAAAGGGAAAUACAGUUGAGAGAAAAGGAACAAGAGCAAAAUUAUGAGCUAAAAAAACAGGAGUUGGCAUUAAAAGAAAGGGAAAGGGAAGAUAAAGUGAAGGAAUUUCUAAUCAUGGAACAGAGAGAAACCAAAUUACUUAAUUUGAUUCAGCAACAGCAGUUACUCUUCAGUCAAAUUUCUCAGCAAAAUGUGCAGAUACUCAAUUUGCUGAAAAAUUUGACUGAAAAGUAAUGUGUAACCUUUGCUUUUCUUUGGUACAGAAAAAUGAUUUGA
Molecule: messenger RNA, 878 nt
Organism: Rhopilema esculentum
Lineage: Eukaryota; Metazoa; Cnidaria; Scyphozoa; Rhizostomeae; Rhizostomatidae
Source: RefSeq, a predicted model, not a curated record